AUGGUUUCCACUUGCACGUACCAGUUCGACACUCCCGUUUACAAGGGCGCCGUUACCUUUCCUACUCAACUGUUCAUCGAUGGCGAGUUCGUCGACCCCGUCAAUAAGGGGACGAUCGAGUUGAUUAAUCCGGCUACUGGCAAGCCUUUUACACGAGUUUCAGUCGGAGACCGUGAAGACAUCGAGAUUGCAGCUCAAGCAGCAAGGAAAGCAUUCAAGGAACACUGGGGUUUGAAGGUGUCUGGGGCAGCUAGAAGCAAAAUGCUUCAUAAGCUCGCUGAUCUUGUCGAUGCCAACACUGACAAUUUUGCUGCUCUCGAGGCCCUUAACGUCGGCAAGACUUUCUUAUCGGCCAAGACGCAGGAUAUACCAACUAUAGGCGCUCUUCUACGGUACUACGCUGGUUGGGCUGACAAAAUACAGGGAAAGAGCGUUCAGACAACCCCUGACAAGAUCGGUUUUACUCGUCACGAGCCUAUUGGAGUUGUCGGCGCAAUCGCUCCAUGGAACUUUCCUCUGAGCACACUGAUUAUGAAACUCGCCCCCGCACUCGCUUGUGGAAAUGCCGUUGUUGCGAAGCCCUCUGAGUUCACGCCUCUCUCCGCAUUGUUUUUGUGCACAUUGAUCCGAGAAGCUGGUUUCCCACCUGGUGUAGUCAACAUCGUGCCCGGAUAUGGUGACACCGCGGGUCAAGCGAUCGGUGAAAGCAUGAUCAUCGACAAGGUUGCAUUUACUGGUAGUACUCUCACGGGUCGGAAGAUCAUGGAAGCAGCCGCAAAAAGCAACCUGAAGAAAAUUAGCCUCGAGCUUGGUGGAAAGAGUCCGAGCAUAAUUUUUGACGACGCCGAUGUUGAUCAGGCUGUCAAGUGGGCUAUUAAUGGCAUUUACACGAACCAAGGGGAGGUCUGUAUCGCGGGUUCCCGGAUUUACGUGCAAGCAGGCAUCUAUGACGAUUUUCUGCAAAAGUUCACAGAGGGUGCCAAACGUCUUUCUUUGGGUGAUCCAUUUUCCCCAGGGACGUUCCAGGGCCCUCAGAUAUCUGAGAGACAGUUCGAACGCGUUAUGGGCUACGUCAAAUCCGGCCAGGCAGAAGGUGCAACUCUUCACCUUGGUGGUAAGCGGCACGGCACAGAAGGUUAUUUCAUACAACCUACGGUGUUCACGGACUGCACACCCAACAUGAAGAUCGUGCAAGAGGAGAUAUUCGGUCCAGUAGCAGCAAUUAUGAAAUUCUCCGCAGAGGAAGGUUCGCUUAUAUUUCAUGUUCGGUCAAUAACUGUCAUUCACGGCGUCAAAGAGGUGAUUGAACAAGCCAACAAUACCCCGUAUGGACUCGCGUGUUCGGUCUUCACGAAGGACAUCGAUAGAGCAAUGCGUGUUGCAAGCAGCAUCGAGGCAGGCACCGCGUGGGUAAACUUCAGUAAUUGGCCAGACCUUGGAUUGCCAUUUGGUGGGUUCAAGCAAUCUGGUAUUGGGAAAGACCUGGGUGAAGAUGCUCUUGAGAAUUACACUAAUGUCAAGGCGGUGCUCAUUAACAUUGGGAUUAGGAUCUAA
Molecule: messenger RNA, 1554 nt
Organism: Suillus clintonianus
Lineage: Eukaryota; Fungi; Basidiomycota; Agaricomycetes; Boletales; Suillaceae
Product: putative 1-pyrroline-5-carboxylate dehydrogenase
Exons: 11
Coding region: 1-1554 (517 amino acids)
Molecular function (GO): aldehyde dehydrogenase (NAD+) activity
Source: RefSeq, a predicted model, not a curated record